Molecule: messenger RNA, 1498 nt
Organism: Paralichthys olivaceus (Japanese flounder)
Lineage: Eukaryota; Metazoa; Chordata; Actinopteri; Pleuronectiformes; Paralichthyidae
Source: RefSeq, a predicted model, not a curated record
CUCCUCUGCUCGCCUGACUCCGCUGUGCCCCCCCCGGUGCGGCCUCUGCGCAUGCGCCAACCUGUUAAAAUAAUGCACCGAUGAAGUCCAGGCGGAGGUUUGCUGAAAGAACCGACAGUGAAAGAUGGGAUACAUGACAGUAGAGGAGCACAGCUCCACUUUGCUCCACCUGAAGAGGUCGCCGGGCAUUCGUUCGUGGUCUCUUCUUGUUGGUAUAACAUCUGUUGGGUUGGCAGCUGCAUACUACAGCUCAGACAGCAUCCUGUGGAAGCUUUUCUAUGUGACCGGCUGUCUGUUUGUGGCCAUGCAGAACAUGGAAGAGUGGGAGGAGGCCGUGUUUGACAAAACCAAGAAUCUGAUCGAGCUCAAGACCAUCAGCUUGUACGCUUCAGUCCUGACAUUGUGGAAGAAGGGCCAAGAGAAAGUUGUGUUGGAUCUAAAACAGCUCUGUGAUAUUUGCGUCCAAGAGGAGAGGGUACGCUAUCUGGGGAAGGGGUAUCUGCUGAUGCUGCGGCUGGCUGCUGGCUUCUCCUACCCCCUCACACAGAAUGCCACACUGGGGGGACACAGUGAUGUGGAGGCAGUGGCUGCGUUGCUGAAGCGCUUUGUGGGGCUGGAUGAGCUGCAGCAGCGCAGGCAGCAGGAAGAAGAGGCAGAUGUCGGAGAGGACGACGAUUUUGCGGACGACAGCAGUGAUUCAGAUGAUGAAGCUAGUGAACUCUGAUCACUGUGACUCGCAGCUUCCCUGUAAAUCUGGGUGGAUUAAAUUAGGGGCAUUAAGGAGGGGUGAGCCUUUUCUACAUUUUUUCAUGUGUGCAUGUGAGGUAAGGUUACUGCAGCUGAGGGAGCGUACAAUGUUUUGUCAGGGACAUAUCAAGUUUAAUCAACAUUUUCCAAAUAUUUUUUAGAAUUGUGGGGAAAGACAUUUCCUUUUAUUCUACUGUAAAUGCAGCUUUCUGUAAAUUAAUAUUGUGUCUCAGCGUUUCUGCUGUAAUUACUAUAAGAAUACACUCCAGAUUACAGACUUACUGUGCCUUCCUCUUGUACUCUAAUAGGUGUUUAUGUGUAAAAGUCAAUGGAAAGUGCCUUUCCCACAGUUUGGCCCACCCAGCUGAUAAUCACCUUUUUGCCAGUUUAUAGCUGUAAUCUGAAUAAGCAUGAGCAAACUGUAACCAGGUUUAACAGAUUUUCAUGGCUCAGUCAAGAGUAAUCUAUGUGAAAUUAUUGGGCUGCUGCUGAUCUGGUGUGUAACAUUGUUUUAUACUUUUUGUGAACCAAAGACUGAAUUUCAGGCAACACCUUGGUGAUUUAAAGUGUUUUCUUCCUGUGAACUUUUCUUUGUGUAUUGAAUCAGGGCUGUGUCUAAUGUCAAACAGUGAAUGUUUGUGCUGCUUGGGAGAAAAACCCGAGGAUUUUGGGUUAACUGUUGGUAGAUUUUUAUUGUCUUUGUUAACUUUAUUUCUUUUGCAGAAAUUAUAUAAAAAUGUUUUAAUACAAA